GCGGCUCCCACGUUGUCUCUAUGAUCCCGCCGAUGGCCAGAGCGCCGCCCGCGAGGGGCGGGACCGGAAGUGACGUCAGGCCGAGCGUCGCCGAGGCGGAGGGGCCGCGGUGAGGCGGGAGCGGCGGCGGCGGCGGCUCUGGGCUCUUCUCAGCAGCUCCACAAGGAUGGCCACGGACUGGCUGGGCAGCAUUGUGUCCAUAAACUGUGGGGAGAGUUUGGGGGUUUACCAGGGCAGAGUUUCUGCUGUGGAUCAGGUCAGCCAGACCAUCUCCCUCACACGGCCCUUCCACAAUGGUGUCAAAUGCCUCGUGCCAGAGGUCACCUUCAGGGCAGGUGACAUCACUGAGCUGAAGAUCCUGGAGAUCCCAGGGCCGGGGGACAGCAGACAAUGCGGGGACUCGCAGCAGAUGGACACGGCCAUGCCUGGCGUGGGCUGCCAGGUGGGGCCCAGCCAGAAUGGCACUGGCAAGGUGCUGAAGAAGCCCAUGUCCAGCAGUGCCCCUCAGAACAUCCCCAGGAGGCCAGACAUGAAGAGCCAGGAGCUGCUCAUCUCCCCACAGCAGCAGUGCUCCAAGAGCUACAUGGACCGACACAUGGAAACGCUGAGCCAGUCCAAAGGCUUCCGGCGGAGGCACAACUCCUGGUCAUCGAGCAGCCGCCACCCCAACCAGGUGACCCCGAAGAAGAGCGGCCUGAAGAACGGGCAGAUGAAGAGCAAGGACGACGAGUGCUUCGGGGACGACAUCGACGAGAUCCCGGACACGGAUUUCGAUUUCGAGGGCAACCUGGCGCUGUUUGACAAGGCGGCCGUGUUCGAGGAGAUCGAGACGUACGAGAGGAGGGGCGGCGCCCGCUCCCGCGGCACGCCCAGCGACAAACCCGCCCGCUACCGGCACGACGAGAACAUCCUGGAGUCCGAGCCCAUCGUCUACAGGCGGAUCGUGGUGCCCCACAGCCCUCACAAGGAGUUCUGCACCGACUCGGGGCUGGUGGUGCCCAGCGUGUCCUACGAGCUGCACAAGAAGCUGCUGGCAGUGGCUGAGAAGCACGGGCUGAGCCUGGAGAGGAGGCUGGAGAUGACAGGGGUGUGUGCCAGCCAGAUGGCCCUCAGCCUCCUGGGGGGGCCCAACAGACUGAACCCCAAGAACGUGCACCAGCGGCCCACGGUGGCGCUGCUGUGCGGCCCCCACGUGAAGGGGGCUCAGGGCAUCAGCUGCGGCCGCCACCUCUCCAACCACGACGUGCACGUCAUCCUCUUCCUCCCCAACUUCGUCAAGAUGCUGGAGUCCAUCACCAACGAGCUCAGCCUCUUCAGCAAGACACAGGGCCAGCAGGUGUCCAGUGUCAAAGACCUCCCAGACACCCCGGUUGACUUGGUGAUCAACUGCCUGGAUUGUCACGAGAAUGCCUUUCUGAGAGACCAGCCCUGGUACAAAGCAGUGGUGGACUGGGCCAACCAGAACCGAGCCCCCGUGCUGAGCAUAGACCCGCCCAUGAGCGAGGCGGAGCUGGGCAUCGACGCCAAGUGGUCGCUGGCGCUGGGGCUGCCGCUGCCGCUGGGCGAGCGCGCCGGCCGCGUCUACCUCUGUGACAUUGGCAUCCCCCAGAAGGUCUUCCAGGAGGUGGGCAUCAACUACCACUCACCCUUUGGCUGCAAAUUUGUCAUCCCCCUGCACUCCACUUAGAGCUCACCCCUGUUCUGAGAGGAGGGAGGAGCUCUGUGAAAAAAACCAAGCUGGAUCCCCCGCCCCCCUGGUUGGAUCCCGACUCUGGUGACGCCUUAAAAAAAGAAAAAAAAAAAAAAAAGAAAAAAGGAUGUGAAGUUCUGGAGGGUUUGCCUUCCCCCCUGAAGGAGCGUUGUGUAUUUCAAAAGAAAAAAAAUGGAAUAAUCGUAAAAUGAAAU
Molecule: messenger RNA, 1905 nt
Organism: Oenanthe melanoleuca
Lineage: Eukaryota; Metazoa; Chordata; Aves; Passeriformes; Muscicapidae
Gene: EDC3
Product: enhancer of mRNA decapping 3
Exons: 7
Coding region: 167-1687 (506 amino acids)
Biological process (GO): deadenylation-independent decapping of nuclear-transcribed mRNA; P-body assembly
Cellular component (GO): P-body
Molecular function (GO): mRNA binding
Source: RefSeq, a predicted model, not a curated record